Messenger RNA from Nerophis lumbriciformis (worm pipefish), 420 nucleotides. The record is from RefSeq and is a predicted model, not a curated record. Lineage: Eukaryota; Metazoa; Chordata; Actinopteri; Syngnathiformes; Syngnathidae.
AUGUAUCAUUCUGCAGAUAUACACAUUAAGGAGUUGAGCAGGCGUGCUUCAGGUCAAGCAUUUGAGCUCAUCCUGAGCCCCACCUCCCCUGAUGCAAAAGUGCAAUUUCCACUUAGCCCUGUCAUGAAGAAGGAAACCUCGCUGGAUGAGAUUAUCAAGAAGCUGGAUGCUGCUGAUGAGAGACGCAAGAACCACGAGGCUGAGGUGCUGAAACAAUUGGCUGAGAAACGAGAGCAUGAGCGAGAAGUGCUUCAAAGGGCCUUAGAUGACUGUAGCAACUUAAGCAAGACCACUCAAGAGAAGAUAAAUCAGAAGAUGGAGGCAUACAAAGACAACCGCGAAGCGCGAUUGGCUGCUCUUGAUAAGAAAUUCAAAGAUAAGGACAAGAAGAUUGAAGAAUUGAAGAAGACAAGGUCCUAA